GUGAUGGCGAGUUUAAUAAAUUCUACUGCUACGCUUAUUGUUCCUUAUAAUUUUGCAAUGGCGGCACUUAACGCUUAUAUUGCUAUCCAACUUUUUGUCGCUUCUUUCAAAUUAAGUUAUAGUUAUGUUUGUCAACCAAUUAGAAAUGUUUGGAAAGCUGAAGAAUUACAGAUUGCAAAUGCAGUAUGGUGGUAUUACUUCAGUAAAUUGCUCGAGUUUUGCGAUACAUUUUUCUUCAUAUUACGGAAAAAAGACAAUCAAUUAAGUUUCUUGCAUGUUUAUCAUCAUUCAACAAUGUUCUCAUUAUGGUGGAUUGGUAUUAAAUGGGUGCCCAGCGGGUCUACAUUUUUACCGGCGAUGGUAAACAGCUUUAUCCACGUCCUGAUGUACUCGUACUACGGACUGGCUGCGUUCGGGCCAGAGGUCGCUAAAUUCUUGUGGUGGAAGAAAUAUCUGACGAUACUCCAGCUGAUUCAGUUUACAAGUGCUCUGGUUCUGGGGAUCAAUGGCAUCAGGUCCGGGUGCGACUUCCCGCUUUGGAUGCAGUAUGCACUUGUGUUAUACAUGAUCUCAUUUAUUGUAUUAUUUGGUAACUUUUAUGCCAAGGCUUAUAUUGCCAAGGUA
This is a messenger RNA of Cotesia congregata, 624 nucleotides long. The record is from the annotation of a GenBank genome assembly. NCBI's taxonomy places the organism in Eukaryota, Metazoa, Arthropoda, Insecta, Hymenoptera, Braconidae.